AUGGUAGCAAGGGGCAUAAUAAUUGGGUCCUUUCGGUUGCCUGGUCGCAAGAUGGGAACCGACUCGUAUCGUUGUCGCAGGAUAAUACAGUCAGGAUCUGGAAUCCGGCACCGAUCGGUGCGAAGCUCCAUAUCGGCUCGCCUUAUUUCCGAUUUGAUAAAGUCAACUUCAAUCAUCUUCACACGAUCAUGGGUACAUACAGUACAUCCCCUCGUCCUGUCACGUCCACACCUCACUGCUCAACCUCCCUCCCAGAAUGAAUAUGAGUAUGGUUUGAACGACGACCAUUCCUGGAUAACCUAUAAACGAGUCAACCACCUACAUCGAUGGGCCAAUCCCUCUCUUUUCGUUAUUUCUGCAAAGACAUUGGCGAUCGGCUUUUCAGGUAAUGUUAUAGUUCUCGCGCUCUCAGAACAGUAA
Molecule: messenger RNA, 420 nt
Organism: Penicillium nucicola
Lineage: Eukaryota; Fungi; Ascomycota; Eurotiomycetes; Eurotiales; Aspergillaceae
Exons: 2
Coding region: 1-420 (139 amino acids)
Source: RefSeq, a predicted model, not a curated record